AUGAGCUUCAAACAGCAGAGCUUCAAACAGCAGAGCUUCAAGCAGCAGAGCUCCGAGCAGCAGAGCUCCGAGCAGCAGAGUUUCAAGCAGCAUCCUAAGCAGCACUCUGAACAGCACUCUAAGCAGCAGCACUCUGAGCAGCAUCUCAAGCAGCAGAGUUUUGAGCAGCAUAGGAAGUUGAAUAACAAUAAAGAGAUAGCUAGCUACUCAAUUUAUAUGGAAAAUUACUUCACCUCUGUUGCUCUAUUUCAUUAUCUUUGA
This is a messenger RNA of Histoplasma mississippiense, 261 nucleotides long. RefSeq lists its product with no specific name. The transcript is spliced from 2 exons. NCBI's taxonomy places the organism in Eukaryota, Fungi, Ascomycota, Eurotiomycetes, Onygenales, Ajellomycetaceae. The record is from RefSeq and is a predicted model, not a curated record. The coding region runs from base 1 to 261 and encodes 86 amino acids.